AUGACCCCUCGGUCUCCGGCAAAACAACACCCAAAGACUACAACCAUCUCACAAAGACUCAGAUCUCACGUGGACCAUAACAUAUCGAACCAGCCGCCAGAGCUCAUAGGACUGAAAAACGUUCGCCCUCGCCGUGCUGCAACUUCACCUCCGCCCCACUCCCAGUCGCUUGAAUCUCAACUUCAAGACCCGCAUCAGCCUCUGCAGAACGACAAUCUUGCUAGAGACCCCACACAGUGGGUAGACGCCGUUGAACACCUUGAUCCAGUGAAUGUGCUGGGACAGCCUGUAGACCUUCGCUCGUACACAUCGCCAGCGAGCUCUACCAACUUGUCCACACAAACGCAAUCAAUUCCAAGUUUCUCUCGACCUACCCACUAUUUCCCAGAGUUCCCGCAUUCGCCCCUCCCUUCCGUUUCUGGCAGUCUCGAAUUCGAAUCGUCAUCGUCUGCUGUAGAUCAUCGGCAGCCACACAGUCCUUACUUCGAACUGCAAGAUAUGAGCGCUUUAGGAUACAUGAUGGCGCCUUCGCAAUAUGGUAUGCACCAUUACGGUUCAGCAUCUUCUUACACGCAAAAUUAUCCUCCAAGCAGCCAGCAUGGAUACAUGGAGCAUAGGUCUUCUACUACAGCACCUUACGAUUCAGCAUACGCAUCCAGUCCAGCACUGCAACAUGACCAACGGAGACCGGACGAUCAAACUGUACCCCCUCCAUAUCAAUCUCAACCGCAAGCACUUUCACGUAGCUCUUACCAACAGCAACCGCCUAAUGCGAUGCGCUCUGGCUCCACCUCUUUAGCCUCUAAUGUUCCAGGAUACGGAUAUGCCAACUCAAAUGGCAACAACCCAAAUCAACAACUUGGGAGUAACGCUUCGAGUUAUGCACCACCACAAUUAUAUCCCCCUUCGACUUACAGUGUCGGCGACUAUCAACCACUGCCAACUAUGUACCCACCGUCAUCUACGACUCCGGCUGCUUAUCCGCCCUAUGGAUCUUCACCAGCUAUUCCGCAGCCACCAAUUGGUGAUAUUCCGCCAUUGUCGCCUUCUCCAGGCGCCCAGAGUAGUACCGUCAUGCCACGCGUCUUGAACUCAAGACCGAAACCGCAGUGCUGGGAGCAUGGGUGUAACGGGAGGCAAUUCUCUACAUUUAGCAACCUCCUCCGACACCAACGCGAAAAAUCGGGUACGGCCUCGAAAAGCUACUGUCCUAGGUGCGGUGCGGAGUUCACCCGUACAACCGCAAGGAACGGGCACAUGGCUCAUGACAAAUGCAAACCUCGACGGCCAUCAGAGUCAAGUCACUGA
Molecule: messenger RNA, 1308 nt
Organism: Parastagonospora nodorum SN15
Lineage: Eukaryota; Fungi; Ascomycota; Dothideomycetes; Pleosporales; Phaeosphaeriaceae
Exons: 3
Coding region: 1-1308 (435 amino acids)
Source: RefSeq, a predicted model, not a curated record